AUGUCCGACCAGGAGAUUGAGGACUUUGAAGUGGACAAUUUGUCUGACACGUCCCGGAUGAUCCCCGGCCUCCCUCCUUACGACAUGGACGACCAGCUUCUUCCCCUGGAGCCCCGGAGCACCUGCUGCUGCUGGGUUUGGACCCUGCUGAUCGUCGCCACGAACUCUCUGGUCUUCCUCGUGAACUUGCUCCUGGUGGUCACCAUCUUUGCCGUCGUGCUGCUGCCGACGAUCGUGGUGGUGUACUUCGGCUUCCAGUGCCACUCCCGGGUGCUGCACUCCUCUGCCUACUACUGCAAAACCAUCCUGGACGACAACAGCUCCUCUGCCCUCAUCAUCCUCGGCUUCGUCAUCAUGUCCCCGCUCAUCGUGGUGGCCAUGGCCGUCUACUGCAGCCUGGCGCGGCGCCUCCGCCUCUUCCUAUGCUUCCAGCCCUACGCUCGGGCCGUCUACAAAGGGGUGAAGUGGCGCUGGUAUGAGGAAGGAGGGCUGUGCAGCUGUGCCAAGGAGUGGAGCACUCAAGUCAAGGCCUGGGUAUGA
This is a messenger RNA of Emys orbicularis (European pond turtle), 540 nucleotides long. RefSeq names its product transmembrane protein 88B (gene TMEM278). NCBI's taxonomy places the organism in Eukaryota, Metazoa, Chordata, Testudines, Emydidae. The coding region runs from base 1 to 540 and encodes 179 amino acids. Gene Ontology annotation, cellular component: plasma membrane. Gene Ontology annotation, molecular function: PDZ domain binding. The transcript has 2 exons. The record is from RefSeq and is a predicted model, not a curated record.